Messenger RNA from Coregonus sp. 'balchen', 11248 nucleotides. The record is from the annotation of a GenBank genome assembly. NCBI's taxonomy places the organism in Eukaryota, Metazoa, Chordata, Actinopteri, Salmoniformes, Salmonidae.
AUGCAGGUAAUUGUUGUGCCUGAACACUGACUGAGUGAACUGUAAGCUUCACAGAUGAUGCUAUGGUGCUUUACCUGAGAUAUAUUUGCAUGAGCAGUGAACAUGGGCUUUAUGUACCUUUCUUGUUAUCUAGGUGGAUCCAACUCCAAUGAAUGUAGGGGAUGGAGGCACGGUGACCCGAGAGAUCGGUGCUCCGAUUAAAGCGUCUGCGAGCAUGGUAGGGAAUCCCCCUCAGACGCUGCCCCAGGAGCUCAGAGGAGAUGUGCCCCUCAGUCAGCCAAACAAGACCACCACAGCAACAGACUGUAAAACGCCGGUCAACGUCUGUUCAGACCCUAGCAACUUCAACCAUUGCCCAGUGGUCCAUCCUCCGCAAGAACACAACAAUGCUCCAACAUCAGGCCCUCCCCUCAUUAGCUCUGACAAGAGAGCAGACAAGAGGUCAGAGGUCCCUAAACCCAAGGCUGAUGGUGCUGGGGUCGUUCCCACACAUCAGUGGCCGUGUGGUACAAAGAACAGCCCUGGUGACCCAGUUAACCCAAGUCACAGCAUUGUGACGUCCAAUAAAAAACCACAUACUCAGACCCAGCCAGUGAUUGGUCUUCCAGCUGGGUUUCAGUGCUCAACACUAUUUAAACCAGGCCAGCCUGUUGCUUUUCUUCCCUCCACUAACUUUUCAUCUCCACUCUGCAAAAUCACUCUUCCACCCGCAUUGGGUCAGAUCGCAGCAUUGCGAGAAGCCACAGCCAGCCAGUUUCAGAAGGGGAGUCAACCACAAAGCGCAGCUGCUGGCAUGGCACCACUGCUGCGGACCUAUCCAUAUCACUUCUCAGUGGGUCGAAGUCCAGCACCUGAAAAGAAAACACCCACUGCAACACCCAAACUCAAAUGUAACUCGACGUCCAGUAGCAAGAGCUCCAAAGCUGGAGGAGAGCAUAAAUCCUCCAUCGCCUCAGUGGUGGCCUCUCCCACUAUCACUCUCCCAAUACAGCACCCAGCAUUAGCCUCUGCCCCACCAACCCGCUUCACGUUGUCUCCCACCGCUGCCAUCUGCUGUGGCCCUUCACUGGCCAGCAUCACCACUCAGGGCAGGCUGCUGAACCAUGUGGAGAAAGGCCCUCCGCACCGCAGUGCAGACAAGACAUCCGUAGGCUUUCCAAAACUGAAGGCUCCAUCUGCUGCUGAGGACCGUGCGGUUGCUUGCCCGACUGAAGCAAGGGAUGUGCCCCUUGACCUGUCCGCCAAGUCGAAGCGACCAAAAGCAGUCAAAGACCCUCCAAACAUGGUUGCCACCACAGAGCAUCUCCAUAACGAGGCAUGUCAGAAAGUUGCCCUCCAUCCAAAGAGGCCCCAUACUACAACGUAUGGCUCUGCCGUGCCAUACCCGAUCCUACCCGACACUCACAGAAAUGGGGCUUAUCAAAAGCAGAGCAGCAGGCCCCUAAAUCACCAGGGUUUGGAACCCAACUCAUCCUGGGUCAAAGGUUCCUCUCAAGGCCCCAUUAAUAACCUCCCAGGAACCUAUGUAGGUGUGGCCAGCCCCAUACUUGCUUCCACCCUACGUAGCAAAGAUGGGAAGGGGUCCUUUGAGGACGAGUUCCAGACUUUUGCUAGACAGGAGACUAUCUCUAUCAUUGACCAAGGGGAACACCUGGCCUCAAGGGGAAAGAAGGCAUUGUUCAUGACGAAGGGGAACCAGCACGUUCAUGGUAUCAAGCACCCUAACAGUACCAGCCCAGCUGUAACACAAAGCUGUCCCUUUAAGGGGGCUUUCUCCACAGCUCUGCCCGGCUCUACCAACUCACACUCUCAUCAGAAAUCUGCAAGUGUCAAAGCAGCAAUCCCAUACUCCCUCACUGUCGUCAAGCCAUUAUGGCAGCAACCACCACUUCUUCCUUACCAAGGUGCUUCUGUUCAAAGAAAGGUAAGUCAAGGGACUCACAAGGUCAAGGGGGCCACAAGUUCAGAAGGUUCCAAAUGUCAAAGCCCUUCCAGAAUGUCCCCCCUGUCCAACCUUGAGUCCAUAGUGAAGCAGAAAGCUCUAGAGACCACUGCAUUGACUGGUGAGGGAUACUGCCAUCUAUCGCCUGUGGCAUCCAGAAAGCCUGUGGUGAGCACCCACACAGUGGGCCAGGACACAUUGUUCCGUCAGACUGCUUCCUUUGGAUGUCCACCUAUCAGAUCUGUGGAGAACAAAGAGACACUUUCCUCUCAAGGGGAUUCCACACAAGUUAUGAACAAACUUGAGAAAACAGGUGUCUCUGAGUCCAGAGAAAAGAGCUCUGAGAAACAUGUUAAACUGGGGGAGCAUGCAGGUGGCAAAGAGAUACAGGUCUUUGGAAGUAGUGGUUCAGCUAACAGAAACAGGAUGGACAGCAAAUUAGCCCAGGAGUUGGAGGGAGGAAUGGUGAAGGAGGAGAGUAAGGCUCCUGCUGGUCCUGCUCCCCGUGCUAAAUUGGAGGGGAUUGCCCUAUCCAUCCUCACUGGCCAGUGUGCAGGGGUAGUCGAGGUGGAGAAGAAGACGAAUGGAACUAAAGAGGAGUCCCCCACCAAAGCUAAAGCUGCCUUCACCAAACAGAAGAAGCCCCCUAGUCCAAGGAAGCCAACAAAGGAGAAGGCAUCACCGGACCAUUCAAAGAAGGCUGUGGUGCCAGUGAAGAAAAAGCCAGGCCAGGAGACCACUCCAGUUAAGAAAGAACCACGUCCCAAAAAGGUACGUUGUUAUUCUGCUUUUGUAAUAUUUACAAUUCCAUUUAGAUGAGUUGUUUUGAUUAUGUGUUGUACAAUGACAUUAUUCUCUUUUGUUGGUUGAACAAAGGAAGAAACAUAUUACAUUCACACACUUGACUCUCUUGUCCACAUUUAUUAUGAAGCAGAAUUGAAAAAAUAUGUGAAAUAUCAACCACCCAUCAACUUACAGUGGCUUGCGAAAGUAUUCACCCCCCUUGGAAUUUUUCCUAUUUUGUUUCCUUACAACCUAGAAUUAAAAUGGAUUUUUGGGGGGGUUUGUAUCAUUUGAUUUACACAAUAUGCCUACCACUUUGAAGAUGCAAAAUAUUUUUUUGUGUGAAACAAACAAGAAAUAAGACAAAAAAACAGAAAACUUGAGCGUGCAUAACUAUUCACCCCCCCCACCUUUUGCAGCAAUUACAGCUGCAAGUCUCUUGGGGUAUGUCUCUAUAAGCUUGGUACAUCUAGCCCCUGUAACUCAGUUGGUAGAGCAUGGCGCUUGCAACGCCAGGGUUGUGGGUUCGUUUCCCACGGGGGGCCAGUAUGAAAAUGUAUGCACUCACUAACUGUAAGUCGCUCUGGAUGAGAGCGUCUGCAAAUGACUAAAAUGUAAAAUGUAGCCACUGUGAUUUUGGGUUCCGCUGGUGUACAGCAUGUCCAAGACAUUUAAAUGUUUCCCCUUAAACCACUCGAGUGUUGCUUUAGCAGUAUGCUAAGGGUCAUUGUCCUGCUGGAAGGUGAACCUCUCAAAUCUCUGGAAGACUGAAGCAGGUUUCCCUCAAGAAUUUCCCUGUAUUUAGCGCCAUCCAUCAUUCCUUCAAUUCUGACCAGUUUCCCAGUCCCUGCCGAUGAAAAAUAUCCCCACUGCAUGAUGCUGCCAUCACCAUGCUUCACUGUGGGGAAGGUGUUCUCGGGGUGAUGAGAGGUGUUGGGUUUGCGCCAGAUAUAGUGUUUCCUUGAUGGCCAAAAGGCUCAAUUUUAGUCUCAUCUGAACGGAGUACCUUCUUCCAUAGGUUUGGGUAGUCUCCCACAUGCCUUUUGGCGAACACCUAACGUGUUUGCUUAUUUUUUCUUAAAGCAAUGGCUUUUUCUGGCCACUCUUCCGUAAAGCCCAGCUCUGUGGAGCGUACGGCUUAAAGUGGUCCUAUGGACAGAUACUCCAAUCUCCGCUGUGGAGCUUUGCAGCUCCUUCAGGGUUAUCUUUGGUCUCUUUGUUGCCUCUGAUUAAUGCCCUCCUUGCCUGGUCCAGGUUUGUUGUGGUGCCAUAUUCUUUCAAUUUUUUAAUAAUGGAUUUAAUGGUGCUCCGUGGGAUGUUCAAAGUUUCUGAUAUUUUUUUAUAACCCAACCCUGAUCUGUACUUCUCCACAACUUUGUCCCGACCUGUUUGGAGAGCUCCUUGGUCUUCAUGGUGCAGCUUGCUUGGUGGUACCCCUUGCUUAGUGGUGUUGCAGACUCUGGGGCCUUUCAGAACAGGUGUAUAUAUACUGAGAUCAUGUGACACUUAGAUUGCACACAGGUGGACUUUAUUUAACUAAUUAUGUGACUUCUGGAGGUAAUCUGGUUGCACCAGAUCUUAUUUAUGGCCUUCAUAGCAAAGGGGGUGAAUACAUAUGCACACACCACUUUUCCAUUAUUUAUUUUUUGAAUUUUUUGAAACAAGUUAUUUUUUUCAUUUCACUUCACCAAUUUGGACUAUUUUGUGCAUGUCCAUUACAUGAAAUCCAAAUAAAAAUCCAUUUAAAUUACAGGUUGUAAUGCAACAAAAUAGGAAAAACGCCAAGGGGGAUGAAUACUUUUGCAAGGCACUGUACCUGUCUGUAUUAUGAUUCAAGUAUACUGAUUGAAAUAAAAAGGCAAUUCAGUGCUUAUACAGUCCGGUUGUUUCUCCGUAUGCUCUCCAUCACCAUCAAAGCUUUACGAUCAAUUGCCUGAAUGGCCUAUUUAGUGCUCUCACUCUGUCCCUUGUGUGUUGCAACAGAAGAAACCAGGUGCACCUGUACUGGAGCACAGUCUGUCGCUGGCUGAACCAUCCCCACACAGGGAGGAGGGGGAGAACACUCGCAGGGAGAAGAGCAGCCCCACUGAUAACAAGCAGACUGCUCACAACAAACCAGGUAGGCUGUCUCUUCUGAUAGUCUAGAAUAGAACUUCACAUAUUACGUCAGCCAAAGAUCUAAUCAGAAAUCCUUUAUUAUGAUUCCUCUGUCUACGUUGUUUUGACGUAGGUUUCACAGGUAGCGGGAGCAGUCCUCUCCCCAGUCCCCAGUGCUCUGAGACCCCAAUCUCCUUCAGCAGCCCUGGAAGACCCAAUAAGGAGCCCUCAUCCUCAGAGAGCUCUACCCCCAGGCUGAGGAGGGGCCGACGGAGGGGUGAUGAGGCUUGGCUGGACGACUGGGGCUUCGCUACUCCCUCUCCUCCACCUCCCCCAACUCUCCCUCCCCCCCGUACAUACCCUCCUCUCCAGCCUGCCCGCCGGCCCAGGGGCAGACCGCGCACCAACCCCCUGCCUGAGAAGGCUGCCCAGGGCAAGGCCAGAUCCGCCCCCAACACUGAUGGAGACUCCCCCAAACACAAGAAACGGUCCCGUUGCCGGAACAGGAAAUACCAGAAUGGGGAGUACAUCACGGGGAAGGACAGGGAUGGAGACGGAGAGGGGGAGGAGAGAUCUGUCACCACCAGGCAGGGCACUCAAUCUGGAUCAGGUACUGUUCAGCUGGAAAUUGAACAAAUAGAAGCAGCUGCAGGUUUGUCUGGAUGUGGUUAUUAUCACAGUGGGCCUUACACAAGGCAAAGUUGGUACGAGUUGAAUGACUGAAUAGAACUGUAUACAGUGUAACUGGUUUCGUAUGCAGUAGCUUCCCACUAUUUGCAGCUUAUUAUGUGAAAACAUCCAUAUAUCCUUAAAGUGCUGUUAACCCACUGUUUAUUUUGGAUGGCACACUUUAGGAGAGAUGGAAGGCAUGUUUACUGCGAUGGGGCUUUGGUUCUAGUCUCAUUGUUUUCUUGUCUUGUAGCUUCCUAUGAGCCUGUCAGUACACAACAUGUUUAAAUAACACCCAAUACACUGCUUAGAACCAUUGAGUAAAUAUUUGCUGUGUUUCUGUAGAUUUGACAACUGGCAUGUACCCACGCCUCAGUGCCACUCUGACCUGCCGUGGCGCCAGCCCAGAGCCUGGUCCCAGGAGGCCCUCUUUCACCCGCUCAGGGUCGGUGAGGCGCCCGGAGAGAGAGGCCUCCCCAGAGCCCAGCGACAAACCCUCUGGGAAGAGAAAGUUCAAGAGCAAGCACUUGAGUGACACAGAUGAGCCCAAGAAGGUAGGAAGUUCAGCAGCAUCCAUCGCAGAGGCCAUAGAUCUGGACUUUGUGUUUCCUGUCAAACAGAUCCUUGUUGUGAGAUACAGUGUGCCGUGAUGAGCCUAAAUGCUUGGCUCAUGGUGCCCCCUUGUGGCUUAAAUCACUACUACAACUUAUUUCAUUUUAUUUGUGCUCUGGCAGCUGAUUUCCUCCAUCACAGAGUGUGAGGCCGUUCGUCCAUGCUGUGACUCUCCGUCACACAUGACUUUCUCAUUACCCUGCAAAAUGUGUAUUCUUUAAGCAGCUCAAGACCAAACGUUGCAGCUUGGGCAAGCGCCCUGCCUCUGUGGCAACGGAUGACGACAGCCCCAACGCUAAGAAACCAGCAGGCCUCCAGGCCACCCCUAAGUGCUCGUCCUCCCCUCCUGCCAGUAAGAAGGGGACCUCAGGGAGGGGAGGGGCACCAGAGUCUCCCCCUAGCAGACCUGUUCCUCCAGAGGUUCGCCGGCUCAUUGUCAACAAGAACGCCGGGGAGACUCUGCUACAAAGAGCCGCCCGAUUGGGCUACCAGGUACUGCUCUACUGCUCCACCCAAUCACCUGCCUGCAUUCAUGCUCAGCGCUUUUCCCCCUAUCAUUACUCCUGUGUGGUGGGCCCCAUACCCCAUACCAGACCCUAACCCAACGAUGUUUCAGUUUAUCAGACAUGAAUUGACAUUACAUUUACAUUUUAAUCAUUUAGCAGACGCUCUUAUCUAGAGCGACUUACAGUUAGUUAGUGUAUUCAUCUUAAGAUAGCUAGUUUAUCUCUGGCGUGAUAAAUCAUGCUUCACAUUCUGGCAGUCCGACGGACUAAUCUGGGUUUGGCGGAUGCCAGUAGAACGCUACCUGCCCCAAUGCAUAGUGCCAACUGUAAAGUUUGGUGGAGGAGGAACAAUGGUAUGGGGCUGUUUUUCAUGGUUCGGGCUAGGCCCCUUAAUUCCAGUGAAGGGAAAUCUUAACGCUACAGCAUACAAUGACAUUUUAGACGAUUCUGUGCAUCCAACCUUGUGGCAACAGUUUGGGGAAGGCCCUUUCCUGUUUCAGCAUGACAAUGCCCCCGUGCACAAAGCGAGGUCCAUACAGAAAUGGUUUGUCGAGAUCGGUGUGGAAAAACUUGACUGGCCUGCACUGAGACCUGACCUCGACCCCAUCAAACACCUUUGGGAUGAAUUGUAACGCCGACUACGAGCCAGGCCUAAUCGACCAACAUCAGUGCCCGACCUCACUAAUGAUCUUGUGGCUGAAUGGAAGCAAGUCCCCGCAGCAAUGUUCCAACAUCUAGUGGAAAGCCUUCCCAGAAGAGUUGAAGCUGUUCUAGCAGUAAAGGGGGGACCAACUCCAUUUUACUGCCUAUGAUUUUGGAAUGAGAUGUUCGACGAGCAGGUGUCCACAUACUGUUGGCCAUGUAGUGUAUUUGAACAUACAGUUGAAGUUGGAAGUUUACAUACACCUUAGCCAAAUACAUUUAAACUCAGUUUUUCACAAUUGCUGACAUUUAAUCCUAGUAAAAAUACCAUGUAUUAGGUCAGUUUGGAUCACCACUUUAUUUUAAGGAUGUGAAAUGUCAGAAUAAUAGUAGAGAGAAUGAUUUAUUUCAGCUUUUAUUUCUUUCAUCACAUUCCCAGUGGGUCAGAAGUUUACAUACACUCAACUAGUAUUUGGUAGCAUUGCCUUUAAAUUGUUUAACUUGGGUCAAACGUUUCAGGUAGCCUUCCACAAGCUUCCCACAAUAAGUUGGGUGAAUUUUGGCCCAUUCCUCCUGACAGAGCUGGUGUAACUGAGUCAGGUUUGUAGGCCUCCUUGCUCGCACACGCUUUUUCAGUUCUGCCCACACAUUUUGUAUAGGUGUGAGGUCAGGGCUUUGUGAUGGCCACUCCAAUACCUUGACUUUGCUGUCCUUAAGCCAUUUUGCCACAACUUUGGAAGUAUGCUUGGGGUCAUUGUCCAUUUGGAAGACCCAUUUGCGACCAAGCUUUAACUUCCUGACUGAUGUCUUGAGAUGUUGCUUCAACAUAUCCACAUAAUUUUCCUUCCUCAUGAUGCCAUCUAUUUGAGACCACCGAUACACAAAAAUGUAUGCACGCAUGACUGUAAGUCGCUUUGGAUAAAAGCGUCUGCUAAAUGGCAUAUUAUUAUUAUUAUUAUUUUGUGAAGUGCACCAGUCACUCCUGCAGCAAAGCACGCCCACAGCAUGAUGCUGCCACCCCCGUGCUUCACUGAUGGGAUGGUGUUCUUCGACUUGCAAGCCACCACCUUUUUCCUCCAAACAUAACGAUGGUCAUUAUGGCCAAACAGUUCUAUUUUUGUUUAAUCAGACCAGAGGACAUUUCUCCAAAAAGUACAAUAUUUUUCCCCAUGUGCAGUUGCAAACCGUAGUCUGUCUUUUUUAUGGCGGUUUUGGAGCAGUGGCUUCUUCCUUGCUGAGCAGCCUUUCAGGUUAUGUCGAUAUAGGACUCGUUUUACUGUGGAUAUAGAUACUUUUGUAUCUGUUUCCAUCAGCAUCUUCACAAGGUCAUUUGCUGUUGUUCUGGGAUUGAUUUGCACUUUUCGCACCAAAGUACGUUCAUCUCUAGGAGACAGAACGCGUCUCCUUCAUGAGUGGUAUGACGGCUGCGUGGUCCCAUGGUGUUUAUACUUGCGUACUAUUGUUUGUACAGAUGUACGUGGUACCUUCAGGCAUUUGGAAAUUGCUCCCAAGGAUGAACCAGACUUGUGGAGGUCUACAAUUAUUUUUCUGAGGUCUUGGCUGAUUUCUUUUGAUUUUCCCAUGAUGUUAAGCAAAGAGGCACUGAGUUUGAAGGUAGGCCUUGAAAUACAUCCACAGGUACACCUCCAAUUGACUCAAAUGAUGUCAAUUAGCCCAUCAGAAACUUCUAAAGCCAUGACAUCAUUUUCUGGAAUUUUCCAAGCUGUUUAAAGGCACAGUCAACUUAGUGUAUGUAAACUUCUGACCCACUGGAAUUGUGAGUGAAUUAUAAGUGAAAUAAUCUGUCUGUAAACAAUUACUUGUCAUGCACAAAGUAGAUGUCCUAACCGACUUGCCAAAACUAUAGUUUGUUAACAAGAAAUAUGUGGUGUGGUUGAAAAACAAGUUUUAAUGACUCCAACCUAAGUGUAUGUACACUUCCGAUUUGAACUGUAUAUAGACAUCAUUUAUUUAUUUUUGCUACAGCAAAUACAGUGUCUUAUAAGACAAGUGCAAGUGUUAUUCAUAUAUUUCUUGUAUUAUUUCUUGUAUUAUUUCUUGUGGUGUUAAACCCUUGCUGUGUGUCCGUCCCUCCUGCAGGACGUGGUGCUCUACUGUCUGGAAAAAGACGUGCGGGAGGUCAAUCGGCGUGACAACGCAGGUUACACGGCUCUCCACGAGGCGUGCUCUCGAGGCUGGAGCCACAUCGUCCAGGUGCUGCUGAAACAUGGGGCCGACGUCAACUGCAGCGCCCAGGACGGAACACGGUGGGCGUCUAAUGACUUCUGAACACUUAAUGAGGGCUCAGACUUGGAGAGCAUAUUGUUUGCCAUACACUCCUGAGCUGAAGGGUUAUGCCUGCAAUAAAGGACUUUCAUUCUAGACUAUAUCUGUUGCAUAAAAUAGAGCAUUCACGCUUGGCUUAUAUGAGAUCUGUUGUAAUGCAGUUGAAAUGUAUGUUGAUGAAACGAGAAAAGUAACACGUGUUAUUGUAUUUUGUCAGGCCCAUCCACGACGCAGUAGCCAGUGAUAACCUGCCUGAGGUGUGGAUGCUGCUGAACCACGGAGCAGACCCCACCCUGGCUACCUACUCUGGACAGACGGCGGUCAAACUGGCCCAGAGCCCCAGCAUGAAGACCUUCCUCAAAGGUACUCUAACCUGUCAUCUCCUUCACCUUUGACCCCUGUGACACACAUCACAGUCUGUCAUUUUCUGAACAUCACAGAGGAGUGCUUGGUGGAGUUUCAAUCUGACCCUGGAUCUGCUUUGUUUCAGAAUACUUCACAGACCUGGAGGGGAGAAGUGACCAGGACCCCAGUCUGCCAUGGGACUUCUACAGCAGCUCUGUGUUUGGUAAGAAACCUUCGUUUGAUUGGUUUCUUUUCCUAACCAUUGACCUCUGCAUCCACUGCCAUGUAACCACUCUUAUCCGUGUUAUGACUUGUAUAUGCCAUGAUUAGAAUGCGUAGUGUGGGUGUUAUGAACCGGACAGUCCACUAGGGGGAGCCUUAAGCCCAUGGUGAAACGAGGCUUAUAGUCCUUAGAACAAAGGUGAAUCGAGUUUCCCCGGCAGUCCUGAGCUCACAUCACUACAUGUUUUUUCAGAGAAUGGCCAGGAGGCAUGCUGGGACUUCCUGCUCUCUCAGCGGGAGGAGGACGAGGGGAGGAUGGAGGGAGACUCUGAUAGGGACUGUCUCAUGUUUGAAUUCUCCUCAGAGCCCCUCUUACCCUGUUACCAUGUCCAAGUGUCAUUAACCCAGGGGUGAGUCAACACCAGAGCAGAAAAUCACCUGUCAACACAAUCAUUCACACACAUAGUCCCAGCUUUUCCACCCAUAUUCUAGUGCUUUUUGUUCCUUACUAUUUGAAACCCAGAAGCACCUUUUGAAAUCCUUCAAACCGCUCUUCAGCCAUCAGCUUGUUGGAAUCAGCUUGUUGGAUAGGCUCAGCUAGUUCUAAAACCAACCCUGCAUUUGUCCCUGACAGCUUUUGCAAUUGGUUCCUGUUGACGGACGUCCUGAAGCGGCUGAAGAUGUCCUCCCGGAUAUUCCGGGCGCGGUACCCGCACUUGGAGGUGGUGAGCCUGGCGCGGACGGAGCUGUGUAGGCAGGUGUCUGUCAGCCAUGUGAGCACAGCCUCUGCACAGCCUCAGGGAGAGGAAGAGGGAGAGGGGCCAGUGGAGCUGGUCCGCUGUGUCCCGGAGCUCCAGGGACUGCUGGGUUCCUCCAUUCACAUCCUACAGGAGGACGAGGGGGAGGAGGAAGGGGACAGGACGGAUACAGCCACGCCCUGCAGUCGGUAGCCCCCACCCCUCUGCUCUCUCUCAGCCCCUCACACAUCCAAACUGUUCCCCUACACGUCCCCAGAGUCUCACCCUAACCUCCCGCGAGCAGCAGAUUAAAAUAAACAAUGUCGGGAGGCUCCAGCUGUUGUAAUGGUGGUUGUGGUAUGGUGAAAUGAAACAAUGUCUACGCCACAGGAGGCUGGUGGCACCUU